AUGCGCUGGAACGACCAACAAGUAAUAGGGAAUGAUCAUUGGUAUGUUUCAGGUCUUGCCGUGUCCGGGCAGUCUGACGAACGAUUCUGGCUUGGCAUGAUAGGUAUCCUAACCUUGAUUUACAAUUUCUCUCAAUUUCUGUUCCUCAUAAUUACUAUCGUCAUGACGAUCGCAGUAUUAUCCACGCUCGCCAUUGCUUUCGCUAUACUUGGCAUACUCUAUGCAACCCGUCGAUAUCUGGAAAAGCAGAAUGCUCGACCUCUUCCUCCGGGCCCAAAGGGCUUCCCGCUCCUUGGAAAUGUCAACGACAUGCCUAGACCCGGCAUGCUUGAGUGUCACCAUUGGCUGCGACAUAAGGACAUCUAUGGACCCAUCAGUUCCGUCACGGUGCUAGGCCAAACGUUUAUCAUCAUUAACGACCCUGGCAUCGCCUUCGAGCUGUUACGCGAUAAGUCAGCGAUUCAUUCUUCAAGACCCAGCCAAACCUUCAGUGGUGAGAUGGUAGGAUGGCGGCACGCAACUGCGAUGGCUCCGUAUUCUGCAGAAUGGAAAAUCCAACGCAAGAAUAUCACUAAGAUAGCGAGCACUAAUGUAUCCAUGUCAGUAUUUGAUAAAGUGCAAGAGACAGAAGCCGCGCACUUCCUGCUCAACCUUCUGAAUUCACCAGACAAGCUCUUUGAUCAUAUACGAAAAGAGGCAGGCAGUGUGAUUCUCAAGAUCACAUAUGGGUACACCACUGUAGCUGACGGCAACGAUCCUUUUGUCGAUCUGGCUGCCAAGACUAUGGAGCAGUUUGCUAAUGCUACUGUUCCUGGGAAGUGGCCGGUAGAUAUCUUCCCAUUCCUGCGGUACUUGCCAGCAUGGCUGCCAGGCGCUGGGUUCCAGGACACCGCGAGGCGAAUGGCGGCGCAGCUCAGCCAAUGCACUAACCAGCCAUAUGAGUUCGUGAAGAAGCAAAUGAAAGAGAAAAGGCAUUCGCCGUCUUUCUUGUCGCAAUGCAUCGAGGGUCUCGGCUCGGGUGCUGAGAUGGAAUUCGUUCACAAAUGGGCGGCAUUGGCGCUGUACCUCGGUGGUGCUGACACAACCGUAUCGUCCAUCAUGACCUUCUUCCUUGCCAUGACCGUCUUCCCGGAAGUUGAAAAGAAGGCCCAGGAAGAGCUAGAUCGGAUCAUUGGUGGAAACAAGCUACCCGUCAGUAAAGACCGCGAAAGUCUUCCUUACAUCGAAGCAAUCAUGAAAGAGACCCAUCGCUGGCACCUCGUCUUACCCAUGUGCCUUCCGCAUUGCAGCACCGAAGAAGAUACCUGCCGCGGAUAUCGCAUUCCGAAAGGCUCCAUCCUUCUACCCAACAACUGGCAUUUUACGCACGACUCCGAAGUCUAUCCCGACCCUAUGGUAUUCAGACCAGAGCGAUUCCUUAAAACACCCACUCACCAGAGCGAGAUUGAUCCCCGGAACUUCAUUUUCGGAUAUGGCCGCCGCAUCUGCCCGGGCCGAUACGUGGCGGACAAUGCUCUCUUCAUUACCAUUGCGCAGACUCUUGCCGUGUUCAACAUUACCAAGUUCGUUGAUGAUAACGGUCGAGUUAUGGAGCCGGAAGUAAAGUUUGAGCCCGGAGCGAUCAGUCACCCUGUGCCAUACCGCUGUUCGAUUAAACCGCGAUCGGAGGCUCAUGAGCGGCUGAUCAAGGCUUCAGAGCAACUGUAUCCUUGGGAAGAAAGUGACGCCAAAGAGCUGGAAAACAUAAGCUGGUAA
This is a messenger RNA of Alternaria rosae, 1755 nucleotides long. RefSeq names its product cytochrome P450. Lineage: Eukaryota; Fungi; Ascomycota; Dothideomycetes; Pleosporales; Pleosporaceae. Gene Ontology annotation, molecular function: heme binding; oxidoreductase activity, acting on paired donors, with incorporation or reduction of molecular oxygen; iron ion binding. The coding region runs from base 1 to 1755 and encodes 584 amino acids. The transcript has 5 exons. The record is from RefSeq and is a predicted model, not a curated record.